AUGCCAAAUAAUAGAAAAAGACAUAUUGAUUAUAAAGAUAAUAUUUCACCUAAUAUAAAUGAUGGAAAGCCGAAAAAAAGAUGUAUUGAUGAUAAAGAUGAUAAUAUUACAACAAUGGACACAAUAAAAAAUGUUUCCUUGCUUGUACUGUCCACAGGAGAUGCCUUUACAAAUUAUGUACCAAUACUUAAAACAAUAUGUGAUUUAUGUGAAACAAUUAUUAGGCUUUAUGAUACUAUUAAAGAAAAUAAGACAAUUUCUAUAGCAUUAAUUCAUAGAGUUGAAUUGGCACAUGUAGCCAUUAAACAAAUGGAAAGAGAAAAAGAAGCAAAUGAAGAAAAUUUCCGUAAAGAAAGUUAUUUUAAAGCAUUUAAUAGGCUUGAAGCUGUUUUGAAAAAUAUUAAACAUUUUAUUAAACAUAUUUCAAGUUAUGGAGGAUUUAAAAAAUUUUUUAAUGCUGACCACAUUAAAAAGUGCUAUGAUGAUCAUGUUAAACAUUUAGAAGGAGCAUGUGCAGAUUUACAAUUCAAUGUGAUUCUUUCCAGUUAUCAUACAAUGAAACAACAAGGCAAUAACAUGGAGAAAUAUUUUGCUAAAAUAUAUGAAAAAUUUGAGAAUUUGGAAACAACAAUGCAGAAUAAUGGAUCAGUUUUAAUAAAAAAAUUAAAUCAAUGUGUGUUAUCUGACAAUUUGGAACUUAAUCCUAUAAUAAAAUUGGCAAAAAUUGAUCCCAAGGAUAUAUGA
Molecule: messenger RNA, 744 nt
Organism: Entrophospora sp. SA101
Lineage: Eukaryota; Fungi; Glomeromycota; Glomeromycetes; Entrophosporales; Entrophosporaceae
Source: the annotation of a GenBank genome assembly